AUGGAUCCCGCGUCAGCCGCCGGUCUCGCCAUUGGUGUGGCGUCUCUGGUUUUUGAGGUGUUUGACAGCUCUGUUAAGGUUUUCAAAUUUCUUUCCCUCAUGGUGGAUAUGCCUAAAGACUACAAACACUGUCAACUCAAGCUCGUGAUUGAGUAUAACCGCCUGCUUGCCUGGGGCAAAGCAGUUGGCUUGAUCGAUGCUACUGAAGACUCUGAUGUGGCUAAAAGCUUGGGGACCAACGCGGUUGAACUUUGCAGCGUGCUUUCUCGAAUAAGGUGGCUUCUGGAAGAAUUUAGGGAGAUUAAUAACCGCUGGAAGACCGAAAUCACGAACCAAUCCCCAGACUACGAUUCCCUUGAAGCGUCUGAUGUGUCAGAGAUGGUCUCGCACUUAGAAAUCGCCUACGAAGAGACGAAGUCAAAGGAAAUACACAAACGCGUACGAAAACAAAGCCGCGUCAAACAGUGGAUGUCGAAGCUAGUGGCGGAUGCCAGGGAUAUCAGUGCCCAUCCGUCACGCAUUCGAUGGGCCGUCGUGGACAAGAAGGCCUUUGAGGAGCUCCUGGAAGAUUUACGCUUCCUUACCGGACGGCUCCAUCAGCUGUUGGUUGACCAUCGCCAGAAGCGGGUCGCAGAUAUAACUGCCGAAACAUAUCGAGAGCUGGUUCUUACCCGUACGAACGUCGAAGAGCUCAAGGCUAUGCUUGAAGCGAUGAAUAGCCUGAUGAACAACCCGUACAACCUCAGAGCAGAUUGCGACACUGUUAAUGACAAAACUUUUAGGGAUCUGUUGCGACUGAAAGAAAUAAAUCGCACCGCGGAUAUGAUCCUUGCAAACCUCGAAAGUGACGACAGUAUUGACAUUCAUAUCGCCUGGAACGGUCUCAUCAACGUUCCGGAGUACAACGGAGCAACAUUGCCGGACUAUUUUAUCCACACCGAUGAAAAUGAUAAUAAGACCACAUCGAAGGUGACCCGCGCAAGGGGAGCCUUGAUCCGCGAUGAGUCUUAA
This is a messenger RNA of [Torrubiella] hemipterigena, 1011 nucleotides long. Lineage: Eukaryota; Fungi; Ascomycota; Sordariomycetes; Hypocreales; Clavicipitaceae. The record is from the annotation of a GenBank genome assembly.